GAGAAAUUAUCUAAAAUGCCAAACAAUUGGCCAAUAAGUAGCUGUCACUGAUAUUACUGAGUGAACGUGUAAUAUCUUUGUGAUGGCAUUCUUUCUUAUCCUAUUUAAUGCAGAUUUCAGCAUUUUGAAAAAAGCUUAUGGUUUAAUAAAAGUAGCCACUGAAGAGAGACCAACGCUGGCUGGAGUGCAAACUGUUAGCCCGGAUUUGUAUGUGCUUUGUGCAGAACUUGCACUACAGUUUGAGCAACGUGACAUUAGCCAGGAUUGCUUGGAUAUGUAUUUCAAGGGAACACUUCCUCACAAUCAGUUUUUGGGUAGAGCAUAUCUUUGCCAAGCUGAACUGUACGCUCCAAAAUCUUCUGCGCAUGUUUCUGAGUUAAACAAGGCUAUAUGGUGCAUCCUCACGACUGUAUCAUUUGCAAAAGAAGAAGCAAGAUACCACUUCUUGGUUUAUAACGCAUCAGUUCUAUACUGGAGGAUAGUAAGGCCGUUUAUAAAACCUGGCUUCCGUGGCCAUGUGAUUGUAAGCCUCCUUGAAGUAAUAAAGGGAUUGCAAGCUAUUGAUGAUUUGGACUAUGAAUGGAGGGCUGAAUUAAGGAUUGCUCUCGUUGAAUGUUAUUUGGAUGCUGAAAAAAUCAAGGAUGCAACAAUGUUUGCCUACAGUACAGCGGAAUUCAUUCAAACUCAUGUUCCACACAUGUAUAAGAAGAUAUUUUCCAUACUGGUGUAUCAUAAGCUUGUGGAUCUUCUGAAAGUGGCUAAAGAGGUCAAAGGCUCCACUAAAUUGACGGCCAUUUACAGAAUUCAGAGAUUGAAAUCUCAAUUGGAAGCUAAAGAAACUCCGAAGGAUGUCUCGGUUCGAUUAAAUCUUAUCUAUCAGGUUUUAGCAUUGAAUAAAAAAACAAGAACAUCAGCAAGUUCAGAUCAGGCAACUGGACAGCUGACUGACAGUGAAAGGCUUUCUUUGCUAUUGGAUUUAACCCAUCUCGCCAUAGAAGUAAAGGAUAUUGAAAUGGCAUCAAACUGUGUUAGUGAUCUCCUGAAGGCAGAGCGAAUAGAUAAAGCGACAGCAAUGGAACUUGAAUGCGUGGAAUCAGAACUCUCAGUACUGAAACUUGGAGCUAAGUCAGAGAAAUGCACCAAAGGCUUUGUAAAACAUUGCUUGACAGUAAUUCAACGAAUAGAUGAAGUUCUACAGAAUGCCAUACGUGCGAAGAACUGGAAUCUAGUCCAGAUUGUGUGUAUAACACAGUGGAAACUUUGUCUACCUUUGCUUCAACCCAAUUUGCGUAAGAAUAUUUCUAAACAACUGACCAAUGUGGCUUCAAUUCUCAGUGAUCUUGACAGUUCUUUGUCCCAGCUCCGCUGUCAAGUUCAUAUAGAAAUUGCUCAGAUUGAAGAAGAUGAGGAACGGAUAGAGGUUGCCAUGGAGCAACUUAAAAAAGCUUAUUCUCUCUGUAAUAAAGGACCAUAUGAAAAAUACAUUACUGAAGAACUGCACCGUUUGCAAGUAUAUUCAGGAGUUUAUGACUCUCCCAAAGAGCUAGAAGAUCAAGCAAUCAAGAUGAUUGAACAGGUCAGAAGAAAUAGCAACUUGCAACACAGUCGAUCAUUACUGAUCAAGGCUGGACUGGCUCUGGCUUCUGAUGUUUUCCAACUGGUGCUAGAUGGUGAAAAUGAAGCUAAAGUAUUUGUGGCCCAGGGUAACAUAGGCUUCAUUGGCCUACUCGCUGCCAAAGCUCAAAAUCAUUUAAACUCUGCACAACAAACACAGGGAUAUUUGGAAAGACUUGGAAAUGUAAACGAUAAAUUGAGGGUGAGAAUUUGGGCUGAUCUAGCUAAAGUUGCACGGAAGCAAGAAGUUUGGGAUGUCUGUCGUACAGCUUGCCACUUUUGCCUAUUGUAUGAUGAUAGACGAUGGAUAAUAGAAAGAAUGCCUGCUGAAGAAACUAUAAAACUAAAUGCAAGCAUCUCAGAAAGAAGUAUUUCCAGAUCAGCGGGAAAUUUUACCAGAUCAGAGGGAAGUAUUAAUGCCGAUACAUCUUUAUCAAUAAAUUCCCCACACAAAGUCUGCUAUUCUUCAGCUGCUUUAAUCAGAAUCCUUGCUGAAGUAUGCUUCAUUAAUGCAGAGGCAGCCAUUCAGUUGUUAAAAUCACAAGGUGUUCAGUAUAACAACCAUGCAGUUUUCCCAGAAGAAAAACGGAAGGAACUUCAGGAAUUUGGAGCCAAAACUCCGGAGAGUGUUCCAGAAUGGAUAACGUACAGUAAUUGGAUAGAUUCUCUGUCGUCUUGUGCAACCAAGAAUUUUCUGCGGGGUGCAGAACUGGGCAUGGAAAUAGAUGAUGCAUCCAUUGUGUGCAAUGCAGCUAUCUACAUAUGGAACCAUAACAACCACCUGCUAGUUGCUGGGAGAUAUAAAGAGCUUGUUGAAACAUUUAGAACACUACUUGAUGCAUUAAAGCAGACAGGACAUUGUGGGGAAACCAUCUUUUUGGUCAUGCUGUGUAACAGCUUAUGUCAGGGCUUGAUUCAGCCUUGGAUACCCAGCCCUACAUCAAAUGAAAAGAAAGAAGUUACAAGGGGUUCCAUUACUGCUAACAUUAAAAGGGCACCUCCGAAGAAAGUUGAAAAACUGAAUAUUCUGCAGACUCUAGUUGUUGAUCCUGAAGGUAUUCCUGAAAUAACUGAGGCUCUCCAGAUCUGUGAAUAUAUACUGAAUGCUACAAAUGGAAAUGAACCCUCUGAUGUUGUUCCCAUUUCUGUGAGACGUCAGAUUGUUGUUACAUGGGUCAAAGUAAAACAGCUUCUUCAGCAACAAAUAGGACCAAAUCUGGGAAUGGAUGAUGAGCAGAGUAACGAUAGCCAGGCUCCAAUGAUCCAGGCUCUUGUUGCUCUGGAGAUGUAUUCUUGUAACAACAGCAACCUGAUGAAAUUUACUGUUCCCAGUCUUCAUGAGUUGGAGAAACAAAUAUUAGACUGUACCUGGUCCGAUCAACUGCUGGAGCUGGAAGUAUUGAUACGUUUGAUGCAACUUGCUAACCAGAAUAACGAUGAUUCAUUACUAAUGCGAUGUGCCCAGAAAGCAUUUGAAUUGAAUAUAAGUACUGCUUCAAGCACUGAUUCCAAAAUGCACGAAAAGCAUAAUUACAAGGUUCAGCAAGAGUUGCUGAGUGUUGCUGCUAGUAUUAAAGGGCAGAGCAUGAUGAAAAAUGCAGCUGGAGACAGCGAAAUGCGCAUCUCCGCCAUCAGAACGUUUGAAUUGAGUGAAGAAGAAAAGGAAGAAAUGAUUCAGAAUUCAAAAGUUAAACAACAACAACUUCCCUUUGCACAAGGAGCAUUAUCAACAUCUGUCGAUGAUCCUGAAGAUGAUCUGAAAUUAGUGGCAGCACUGUAUGGCCUUUUAUUCCACAUUUAUAUAAAUAAAGGAGAUUGGAAAGCUGGGCUGAAAGUGUUAGAUGAUGCCAUUCGGGAUAUGCCCAGAUGUAAACAGAGGCUGCUUCUCUUCAAGCACAGAAUUAUGGUGAAUACAAGACUUAGUCACGGUAUCAGCAUGGACAUGCAGAAAUUGAAGGAUGACAGCGAAGAAUAUGUAUCUUACAUGUGGCACCGUGUAGCAGUUUUCUCAAAAGAAAUUACAGAUCAAUUAACUUGUUACCAAAAUUCAAUAGAUGUUUUGAAGAAUCCAGAAAGUAACUGGCAGAAAAUCAACCAACUGAUUGUGUUUGGUGAGUGGCUGUAUUGCAAUGGAUUUCCUCAAAGUGAUGCUUACUGCCAGUUGGACUGGGCUGUGGAUUUACUUCUGAGCAUGAAACCAAGUUUGGAGAUUAAGGAGGAAGCAGAAGACCACUUUGAAAAGGAGAAUCAAUCAAAAAUUGACAACUUGGUUCCGACAAAACGUCAACAGUUGAUUGGAGUACAAUCUAUUGACACUAACCCAUCCUUAGAAAACUUACAAGAUGUGAGACAACUGGAAACGUUAGUGAUUGCACAAACUAUAAUGGCGAUAGUAGCAGGUCGUGAAUCAUGCAAGCAGCAUUGCUUAAUGGCAUAUGGUUAUGUUAUGUGCAUAUGGCAGGUAUCAUUGACAGCAGCAGAGACAGUUAUGAAACAAUUAUCUAUAGCUAUUUCAAUGAUCCGUACUGACACAGGAACAAAGUCAAAUAAAUCAAAGGGCAAGAGAGAGUCAGCAUUGGAGGCUCAAGAUAAGGGCAAAUUAAAAAUGUUGCCUGCAGUGAUGCCUACUAAUCCAGAGGAGUGGGCAAAUUUUGUAUGCCCCAGUGAAGUUCGAGAUACAUUUAAGAGGGGCUCAAGCUGCAGCUUGAUCAACAAGAAAAGUUUCCUGAGACCUACCUACAGUUUAUUCUACCUGGAUUUAUUGGUGAAGGAGUUGCAAGCCAUUUCAUACACACACCUGACGUUGCCGAUUCUUCAGCUGGCAGAUUUCAUAGCCACUGAGGUGUUGGAUAGCAAGAGCCUCUCUGAUUUUUACCAUCUCAGGCUUGCCCAGAUAUGUUUAGAACUGAAUCUAAGGCAGUCUGCACAGUACCAUGAAAAGAUACCUGGAUCAGUGUUUAUUCAUGAGGCAGAACGAGCUAAAUGUCGGCAAGAAGUUGCUCAUCUGAAAGAUCGGAGAUUGCAUGCUGCAAAGGAAAACCAGUUAAUUGAAAAUGAAAACCUAGCUGAAACACUAAAAGAUUCAAACAAGGAAAUGAUGCCUACUAUGUCACCUGUGAUGAAUCGCAAGAAGUUGAGUGGAGUUUCUGUGAUGGAUGUUUGGAUUAAUAAAGCAGAAGUCUUGCUGCAGCUUGCAUUUUAUCAGCCUGCCAGAACUCUACUAGCAGAGGCUCACAUGGUUGCAAAGGAGUUUCAAGACAAAGCCAAUUUGGCAAAGGUCCUAUACCUUCUGGCUGUUCUAGCUAAUUGUGAAAAAAACCACGGUCAGGCUAAAUUGCUGUUGAAAGAAGCUCAAAGUAUUGGAGGAAAUGAAUACUUCUGGUAUGACACAAUUACUUGUCUGAUAUGUGCAAUUCAGGGAGAAAAUCUUAAGAAUUCAAAGGAACAGGUUUGCAGCAUCUUAAAACAGGGCAUUGCAAAAUACCAGACUGUUUUAGAGGAAAGACCUCAUCGACAUACAGUUCUUAAAUUUAUGAUUACUUCAAUGGAAGCCAAAUUGGAAUCAAUUGAAAUAGAAUUCAUGAAAACAUUAGGCUAUUCUUAUUUAAGGAAACCAGAAAACAUGCAAAAGUUGUCAUCAGCUUGUGCUAAAAUGGAACAGUUUGCAAAUAUUAUGCUGCACUAUGGAUACAGAGAAGAAUCAGUGGAUGUAAUGAGACAACAUGCCGAUAUACUAACCAUGCUCGCUAAAUACAGUGAAGAGGAGGAAACGAAGCAUCGUCAUCUAUUAAAUGCGUACUCACUGAUAACGAAGGCCAUCUUGAUUGAAGAAGAAGCCUUCAGUGACCUGAUGAGCUUGUUGCCACUUAAAGCGUUGACAAAUUUAAGUUUGCCUCUGAUGAGGAAGCUGGCCUCUCUCAAGUUAAUUUUUGUGCAGUUGUCUUUGAACAUUCUGAAUUUGGUUAUCAUGAAAGAUAAAAAGGAAGCUGAAGCAGCAAGACGGAAAGGAUUGCUACAGCUCAUUGUUGAGGAAUUCAUUAGUUCCACACCUGAUUACACACCGGUUGAAAAGGAAUGGGUGACUGUGACCAGGUCACUGGGACAAAAAGCUCUGGCUCAGCUUGCAAGUGCACAUAACCUGAGCAAUGGCUCUGAAGAAAUUAGAUCCAAAUGUCUCUAUCUAACUGGCAAGUGCCUGCGGUUGUUAGCUGUAAAAGUUGAUCCAAUUAACCCAGGCUUCAAUUGGGUUCAACAAAUGCUGCAUGAUUUGGAGGAAACUAAUGAUGAUCUGCCAAAACAGGCCAAAUUUACAAAAGAUGAUGAACAAAUUGAAUCAAAGCCUGUCGAUUUGCAGCUGUCUGCUGAGGAAGAAAGUGAACAAGUGGAAUCAAAAUCUGAAAGUCCAGCAUUGCAACUUUCUACCUAUCAAAUAGAAAAAUGUGCUGCAAAGGCUGCAUGCCUGAAGAAGGAACGAGCAAUAGCAUGGGUAUAUUUGGCUCAUGCCAGUGAAGUUUUGAUCCAGUCCAUGAACCUGGCAUUAAACAACCAGCUUACUGAUAUUUUAGCAGCUGCGAGUCUUGACAUGGUUGAAUGUUUUGGCCAAUUUGAUCCAGUUUCAGCAAGUCAGUACUUAGCACUCCAUCAGUCAAAGAAGCCAAUAUUUGAAAGAUCCAUGCUAUAUGGAGCACUUCUUGAGAAACCAAAAUCAAAAAACGUUGACAGAAAGGGCAAAGGCAAUCAAAAUCCAAGUCCAACACAAGCUAGAAUUGUUCGUACUUCUGUAUGUCCUGAAUUAUUUUCAAAUAUAUUGGCCAGAGUCUCCAGAUAUAAGCAGAAGCUUGCACAGUACCUUGUAAAACUCGAAUACCAGCGUAAUUACAAGAUGCAAAGGCAGGACGAGUUUCAACAUUUACAAGAAGACAUGAAUCUAGAUGUUAAAGCCAAAAGUACUGUAGAACUUGAACUCAGCCUCGAUGCAGAUUUCUCCGGUAUUAUUGCAUCUAUGGAAGAUUACCUGAAUCCUGUUCUGUCACAGUUUGACUUUACAUUUUCUCCUCAACAGUCUUCCCCAGUAGCAGGCACGGAUUCAGCAAAAUCAAAACCCAAAAGGAAAGAGGACAAAUCAGUGGGUGAAAAGUCAACUCCAGGCCAUUCUCAAGAUUUAGGAGAAUUUGUAAUUCUCUUGGCUGACAAACUAUUGUUGGAACUGCCUUUGGAAGUUUUGAGUGCUUUGCAGGAGGAUGCAAUCACCUCAGUGUCAAGAGAUUUUUCAUUGCAGUUGCUUUACAAUCGCCUACACAGAGACGUGUUGGACACUGUAUACAAGGAGAAGAAGAGUCCAAAAGCAAAAGGAGACCACAAGAAAGCUAUUAAAAUGGUACCAAUUAACCGUGUUGUACCAUCAAGCUGUUUUCCAGUGAAUACUCACAAUUUCAAAUAUAUUGUAGAUCCUUAUGAUGAAACUAGUGACUCGGGAGCAUUCAGUCCUGUGAAAGUAAUGACAGACAUUAUAGAAAAAUAUUCUUCACAGUUCACAGCACACUGGCAUGGAAUCAUGGGUAUUGAAUAUGUCCCAAGUCAUGCAGAUUGGGAAGAAAUGCUAAAAAGUUGCAAUGCAUUUGUCUUUUAUGGAACAGAGCGUUUUCUUGCAAAUGUAUUACCUUCAAAAAUCAUUACCAUGAAUCUUCCAGAAUGCCAGUUAAUGAUUAUUCUGGAUCUGGCUCAAACAUGUCAAAGUUUUCGUCAUCAGUCCAUUCUGGACAGACCAAAGAGUGCAAUGCAGUUGUCAAUAGAGAAACAAAUGGAUGCAGCAAUACUCCUAAGCCUGACUGGAGUUCGCUCCAUUAUGAUGAAUCAAUGGCAUAGUACACUUCACGACAAUGCCAAAACAUUUAAUAAACUUGCAAAAAAUUUGUUGGAAGUUGGCAAAACAACUGGCCAGACAAUUCUUGAAAUAAUCAAAUCUGGAGCAGGAAAUGAGUCUGCAAAUGAUAAUCAAUUGCCUGCUAAGAAUUCAGAUGCUUUAGUGGAAGAUGACUCCUUAUCCAGACACCCUACUUCACAGACAAGCAAUCAUUCAGAAGAAUUACACAAUCAGCAAACUGUUUUUAAUUUCAUCCUUUAUGGACUACCAAAUCUAAUUGUCACUUAGUCUAUUGAAAGGCAAAGUAUUAAAUCUUCCGCUAUGCAGUUUUGCUACACAAAAUGUUUAUCCUCUUGCACUGUAAGCUGCUAGAAAUCAGUACACAGUUGAUCCAUAAAGUACGUUCUAGUUCAACCUCACCAGUCCAAAAUACUUUGGACCAAUAAUUUUUCAAUCUGAGUGUAGAAUGACAUUAGAAUGUCAUAAAUGUGGAUCAGAAAGCGCAGUAGGUAGAAGUAUUUACCUGAUGUAUAAAACGAUGAUAAAAUAUUACAAAACUGUAAUAAAAAUGUUUACUUAUCCAAA
Molecule: messenger RNA, 8062 nt
Organism: Rhincodon typus (whale shark)
Lineage: Eukaryota; Metazoa; Chordata; Chondrichthyes; Orectolobiformes; Rhincodontidae
Product: cilia- and flagella-associated protein 46
Exons: 57
Coding region: 83-7765 (2560 amino acids)
Biological process (GO): cilium movement involved in cell motility; axoneme assembly
Source: RefSeq, a predicted model, not a curated record